Egretta garzetta (little egret) is the source of this 1559-nucleotide messenger RNA. It is a transcript of the gene TMEM230, whose product is annotated as transmembrane protein 230. Gene Ontology annotation, biological process: synaptic vesicle transport. The coding region runs from base 154 to 516 and encodes 120 amino acids. Gene Ontology annotation, cellular component: endomembrane system; synaptic vesicle. The transcript is spliced from 4 exons. NCBI's taxonomy places the organism in Eukaryota, Metazoa, Chordata, Aves, Pelecaniformes, Ardeidae. The record is from RefSeq and is a predicted model, not a curated record.
AGAGGCUGCUGCCAUAACCUGGAAGGAAAUCGCUGUCAUCAGGAAUAAACUUCCUGUGGCUGGGGGAGCGCGGAAGAGAAGCGGCAGCGGGAGAGAUGGGUUUGACCGGCAGCGUGACCAGUAGGUUCUAGCUGAUGCCCAGGCUUCCUUGUAAUGAUGCCGUCACGUACCAAUCUGACUGCUGGGAUCCCCAGCAGCAAAGUCAAGUAUUCCAAGCUCUCCAGCACUGAUGAUGGAUAUAUUGACCUGCAGUUCAAGAAGAGCCCGCCAAAAAUCCCCUACAAGGCAAUUGCACUGGCUAUUGUGCUCUUCAUGAUUGGGACCUUCCUCAUUAUCAUAGGAGCCCUGCUCUUGGCAGGAUACAUUAGCAAAGGCGGAACGGACCGUGCUAUCCCAGUGCUCAUCAUUGGGAUCCUGGUGUUUCUCCCAGGCUUCUACCACUUACGCAUUGCAUACUACGCUUCCAAAGGCUACCGGGGCUAUUCCUACGACGAUAUCCCAGAUUUCGAUGACUGACCAAUGUAUUUAGUUGUAUUGUAAUUAGGUGGGCGGUAAGAACUGCUAGUUGCCCUGGAUAUCGCAGGAUUGUAGAUGAAGUCUGUCAGUCACAAGGUGCCAGUUCCUUGUUUUGAGGUGUUGCAGGUUUUUCGGUUGGGGGGGUGGGGGCUUGAACACAGAAUUGACCAAAAGGAUUGCAACAUUAGGCGGGAAGAACAUGUGAUUUAUUUUAUUUUUCCUCUUUUGGUUACAUAACACUGGUUGCUUGCACAAAGUUCUUCUUGGGCAAAGCAAUUCUAGUAAUUUUUCCAAAAAUAGAUGAGCCCGUUUCAGCAGCAAAGACGCUCGUUUUUCCUAACUGUUUAUAGAGUUUGUUUUCAGUGAGAUCAUGGUUACCUUUGGGUUUACCUUUGCAGACAAAUGCCAUAGUUAAAUUCUCCUUUUUGCUCCCUGUCCAUUGGAAAUGCUUCCGUUACUCCAGACAACCAGAUUGGGAGGCAGGUGUGUACAAGAGGGUGAAAGCUGCGCUUGCAUGAGGUAAUGGACACGUCGUGCAUUUGUUAGACAAUUCCUCUGGUCAGGCUGACCGAGCUCAUUUACUCAGCAGACGUAUGCUUCAGAAGCAAGCUGUUUCCCACGCCACUGUUACUUUUGGCAAAAUCUGCUUAUCCUUUAAAAGGACUGGUGUUGGAUUUUGCUUAUUAUUUUAAACAAACUGAAUGGAUACAGGGAGAAGAAUUGGAAUCCAGACCAGGACUCAAGUGUCUAAAUACCAUAAAUCUUGGGUUUGACUAGUGUGGAUAUUGGAGACGCUUGAAUUCCAGCUGUCUAUGUAUAUUUGGAAUCAUUUUGUCCUUGUGCAUAACUCCCCAGACCAGUAACAAGAAAAUCUCUGUAUAGUUUGUACUGAAUAAACCUCGUUUGUAUUGGUUUUGCUAGCUUCAGUGAUAUGUUAUUCAGGGAAAACUCUGGGUAGCUCUAUUCUAUGUAAAGUAAAAACUCUGUCUCCUCAAGUGAGUGGGAAUGAACUCCGUGUCCUGGAGAACAAGUAUGUGACAAGU